UCGGGUUCAACCCGGCGGGUACUUAGUUUCCCGCGGGUUUACCAAGCCGCUGCCCGUCCUUAACUCCGGCGACUGGUGGUCGCAGCUUUCCCUCUCCGGAAUCUCACAUCUUCUUCUCCCUCAGUAAGAAUAAUGUCUUCUUUGCCGAGAAAGCGCCCAAAACAGCGCUCGAAUCCCCUAUUCCGGUCGAAAGUAGUCUCUCCUUCUAUCAUGGAACCACCAGGAUUCUUGUUGCCUUCAAGGCACGAGCUUUUCAGACUCCUCGUUGUAGUGGGCAUCGCGUCUUCCGUGGCUUUCACCUGCAACCUAAUUGCCAAUUUCUUCAGUCCAACCUCGCAAACCCCCUUUUGCGAUAGCAAUAAUAUGGGCUCCCCUGAUGAUUUUCUUCUCUCAGAUGCCUGCAAGCCAUGUCCAAUGAAUGGAGAGUGUCAUGAAGGCAAGUUAGUCUGUGAUGAUGGUUACAGGAGGAAUGGGAAUCUGUGUGCAGAAGAUGGAGACAGUAACGAAAGAGCUAAGAAACUUGUUCGUUCUAAGAUUCUUAUUCACUCUGGUACACUAGCUGAUCUAGUUGAAAGCUAUGUUUGUCAAUCCUAUGCUCAAUUUUCGUGCCAUGGAAGGGGGAGAAUAUGGGUCGAAGAGAAUGAAAUGUGGGAAGAUGUUAAACACCAAGUGGUACAGAUUUUCAGCUCAGAUUAUGCCAGUUACAUGUAUGCCAAAAACAAAGCAAUGGAGAUAAUUGAUCGAGCAUUGGAGAAAAACACCAAUCCUGAAGGGAUUACGGAGUUGAAGUGCCCCAGUGUUUUGGCAGAACGAUACAAACCAGUUAGUUGUCGUGUUCGCCAAUGGAUCUUUGAGCAUGCUUUUGUCAUAGUGCCAGUUUGUGCAAUGGUUGUUGCAUUGACAUGGUUACUCUGGAAAAUCCGUCAGAGUUAUUAUCUGUCAACCAGAGGAGAUGAAUUGUAUCAUCAGGUCGAGGAGUUGGUACAGGAGGAUUCUCGAAUAGACCGAUACCCUAAGCUUGUGAAGGGUGAAUCAAAGGUGGUAUGGGAAUGGCAAGUGGAAGGGAGUUUGAGCUCUGCAGGGAAGAGAACCAAAAACGCAACAGUAACCAAACUAAACCCUGAUAAACAAACCCACACUUCCAAAUAUGGGCGGAAGCUAGGGCUGAUGUUCUGACGAACCGGUGGCAUUUCCUGCUGUAGUUGUUACUUCCGCAGGAAGCAUGUUUCAGAGUCCUCUGACAGUGUAGAUAAGUCGGUAUUGAAGUUGUCUCAGGCUCUCAGCAUGCCCCCCGACCUACGAAUUCCCUCCGUUGUUGUUCAGUUGUGUUAGAGGGUAGAUAGGCAGUCAGCAAGCGAACAGGGAAUGAUGAGACAGGAGUUCCUUUGUUACAUGGCGAUAAUGGUAUAUAGUUAAUACUAGGUUACUGAUACUCAUUUCCUUGUUUAAGGGGGGUGAUUAGAUGCAUCUAAGUGUAACUUGCCCAACAAUUCUUUUCUUACAUCCCUUGUUGUAGUGUUUCUUUAUUCUGUUGAUAUAAAUCAUCUUGCAUUCAUUCGAUGGAUUUCUUUUCAAUAUGCUAUUAUUUCACUCUUAGAGUCGAUGAUCGUUCAUAAGGGUGUGAUCAGGUAUCCAGUCGGGUAGUUGCACACCUUAAUCUUCUC
Messenger RNA from Linum tenue, 1664 nucleotides. The record is from the annotation of a GenBank genome assembly. NCBI's taxonomy places the organism in Eukaryota, Viridiplantae, Streptophyta, Magnoliopsida, Malpighiales, Linaceae.